AGCCGGCGGAGCAGAGCGGCGGCAGGAGCGACGGUGGGCGGGGAGAGAGGAAGUGCGGUCGACAGGAGAGGAAUUUAAAGUCCCAUUGUUCUGGAAGAGCGGAGGCAGAGAGAGCCAAGGAGCCAAGGAGUCGAACCACUGGACAGCAUGGACAUGAGCUCAGCCAUGGAGAAGAUGUCUGUAAAGCAGAGUGCAGGAGGUGCAGGUGUAUAUGACGGGAGCUGCUCUGGAUUCCAGCCACAUUCCUGGAGGAAAGCCUGCACAGCCUGCGGGUGCAGCACGGUCGACCACGCUCCUGGGAGUGACGCCGAAGAUGACCAGCGCAUGGGACGCCUGCUUGCAGACUCACCCUGCUCCCAUUUGACAGCGAAGGUUAAAGGAGGCGGCGGCCUUCGCAUGUACAAAAGGAAUCGUAUGAUCGUGACUAAUCCGGUGGUGUCCCGUAAAGACCCGACCUUCAACACCACAACAUACGACUGGGCGCCGGCCGGCCUCAACCAGACACUGGCCAUGCAGUACAUGGAGCUCAUCCCGGAGAGUCAGCGUCCUGUCUCUGGGACAAAUGGAGCGUUGGAGCGCCGCAGGCAGCUCUUCAGUCAGCUCCCAGUCUACGAUCAGGACCCCAUGAAGUGUCAGAGCCUGACCAGUGAGGAGGAGAUCUCCUCCAUGCUGCUGUUUGUGAAGCACUACAAACAGGAGGUGCUGGGAGUCGGGGAGGUGGCCUUACCUGGUGAGGGCGGAGCUCUGAAGGAAGCAGCCAUUCAGAGGACAGCGAAGGAGGCCAAGGACCGCAGCAACAGCAGUAAGAAGGAUGCUGUGGAGCACCAGGACCACGGCUCAACCAAUCGCAGCACUGCCUCUGCUGCUGGCUCCACUAAUGGAACAAAUGACAGCACUAAGACAGAAUAUCGGUGUACUGGUUGCCAAGGUGAGGUUCGCAAGGAGAAUCCAGUUGUUUAUGCUGAGCAUGCUGGUUACCAUAGCGCCCUGUGGCAUCCCACCUGCUUCACCUGUUCGGAGUGUGGCCAGGGAUUGGUGGACCUGGUCUACUUUUGGUCCAAUCAGAAGUUAUUCUGCGGAAGGCAUUACUGUCAGACGGUCUGGCCGCGAUGCUCAGGCUGUGAUGAGUUGAUCUUCUGCCAGUCUUUUCACUCAGCAAAAGACGGUCGGACGUGGCAUCAACAUCAUUACUGCUGCUGGAAGUGUGGGCAAAACCUGGAUACACCGUGUCAGCACUGAGACACUCAUGCACCAUGUACAAUUCAACACAAUAUGGUUUUUAAGAAGUGCAGAGACAGUGAAGAAGCACUGAAUAAAAAUGAAAAUGUGAGACAAGACAAAUGAUAUUAAGUCAGUAAAUCUAAUAUCAGCCGUGGAUGGUUGGUUAGCUUGUUUUAUAUAAAACAAAAGAAGCACCAAAUAAAUGUUACCAAAUAAGUAGUACUUAAAAACUUUAAAUUAUAUGUUCAGUUGACCUAUUUAGUAUUUAAAAUACUGUAUCUUACAAAGAAAAAACGUCCAGUUGAUGUAUUGAUGUUUAAAACACUUAAGUCAUCUAGCUGACAUUGAAGUACUCAAAGACUUGUUCAGUUGAGCCUACUGGUGUUUCAAGUACUUAAGGAAAUGUUUAGUUGACACACAAGUGUUUAAAGUACUUAAAGAAACAUUUGGUUGAUUUAUUAGCACUUAAAGUACUGACAGUGACCGGAGCCAGAUGUGAUGGUUUCAGUCUGCAGUGUUUCAGAUACAAACAGCAGCUCAUAGGAUGGAGAAUCAGACCUGACAGUUUAAGAAACAAAGGAGUAAAUGAACAUAUAAAAUGAGAAAUAACUCUAGAAGUGAACGUAGAUAAAAGAUAAUAAAACCACUGACAAAUACAUGUGACAAAACAAUCUCAACUCAAGGUCCUUGAGCCUUCCAGCAGGUUCCAGAGCUUUCAACCAGUCUUGUUGUUUUCAAGUUGAGCUUGAGCGUUCAUUCUUGUCCUUGGAAAGGGCAGUUUGACAAAGCAGUCUCAACUCAUGGUCCACUUACAAGCUUGGGAGCUUUCAGCUGCAUCGCACCGUCUUCAUCAUCAGGACAAGUUUUAACAUCUACGUCAUGAACUUUAACAGUUCUGUGACAACCAAGCGAGCGCCAUCUAACGUUACAAAUGAACUCUCGAGCUCAGUAAUUAGAUUUUUUUUUCGUCCUGAGCAAAGUAAAAAAAGAGUUUCUCAGUUUUCCAUGUUUCCGUGUUGAGUGACUUGAGUGAAAUACUGUACUGUAUAUCAUAACUUCUGUAUGAUGUAAUUGGAGCUUUCUUCAUGCUUUUGAAAAUAGCUAGAAAGUAAAGUAUAAAUUCAAAUUCCCACACUGCGACCUGACUUCUGUUAACCUGCUGGGAAUUAGAAAAUAUUGGUAACCAAAAGGUUGAAGGACGAGAAAAAGUCAAGAAAACCUGAUUUACUUUGAAGGUGCACACUGCAAAAAAAUCUAUUUCUUAAUCUAUAGAUAUAUACUUAUCUGGGAAGACUUAAUUAAAUAUGUCUACAAUUUGAAUUCAUUCCAAGCAUGUCAGUUUUGAAUGUGUGCAGAAUUCACUUUCCAACAUUUAUUUCAGGCAGAAAUAAUCUAAUUGUUUGAUUUAAAUCUAAGUGAACUGGACAGGCAGAAGACUGGAAAAGGCAUAUAACUAAUUAGUGAUUAAAAGUGCUCUGCUGGAUUUAUUAUUGUUUUUUUUUUUUUCCUCUGGCAAAUUUUACACUAAAUUUAUGCCUUUUAAGACCUGCCAUUGAAGUUGGGUUGUGUUUGUCAAUUGUACAGAUAGAAAAUAUGAAUUUUACUUAACCAUCACGAUGUCAUUUUCCUCUCUGUCCUCUCUGCUUGGUGUGUUAUUUCAGUCAAACUGCUGAUCCAUUUCGCAUUUAACCUCUUUCAUGAACAUGGGUCUCAGCUGCUGCUAAACACUGCUUUAUGCUAGCUUUAUUCCUGAUAAAGUUUUGCAACACCUUUUUGGCUGCAUUUUUGUGGCCACAAAAUUAGUAUGUUUGAUUUGUGCUAAAAUCCCUAUCCCUAAAAUCUACAUUAGACAGAAGCUAAAGCUUGGCUUUUCAUUCUAUGAAAUGAAAUGAAUCAAUGGCAAAACGCUAAUGUUUAAUCCAGAAGCGGGGAUGACAUGCUAGCAGUUUUGUUUGGCGCCAUUUGCUAAAUAUUUCACACACAGAGAACAGUACUGUUCAAUAUGACGUUAUCUGUGACAGACAAGAUGAUACAACAGAAUGUAGCAAAUCAAAUUUAUUGAUCUCUGUGUGUCCAAUAUGCCUUGUUUAGCCUAGCUUAGCACAAAAACUGGAAGUGGUAGUCAUGCUAGCGAAGACUAGCUAAGUCAGGUAUGAAGUAUUACACCUUUGAAAUGAACCCAACCAGAUAAGAUAUUAAUCUUGCUGUGGUCCUUUGGUGUUUGUUUUUGCAUCUGCGAUUUCUUCAGGGGAAAAUUGUCACAAGUUAGAGAAAGAUUUUUCAGCUGGCAUUUGACAGCUGAUUGGUUGGAAUUAAACUGA
Molecule: messenger RNA, 3542 nt
Organism: Chelmon rostratus (copperband butterflyfish)
Lineage: Eukaryota; Metazoa; Chordata; Actinopteri; Chaetodontiformes; Chaetodontidae
Gene: lmcd1
Product: LIM and cysteine-rich domains 1
Exons: 7
Coding region: 148-1239 (363 amino acids)
Molecular function (GO): zinc ion binding
Source: RefSeq, a predicted model, not a curated record